Molecule: messenger RNA, 213 nt
Organism: Opisthorchis viverrini
Lineage: Eukaryota; Metazoa; Platyhelminthes; Trematoda; Opisthorchiida; Opisthorchiidae
Exons: 1
Coding region: 1-213 (70 amino acids)
Source: RefSeq, a predicted model, not a curated record
AUGUACCACAAAGACGGUUUCAUUCUCUACAUCAUUGCUUGUGCACGUUGGUCGCUAACGUUUGGAGAAAACGGCCGAUUCACCAGGGACGAGAAGACGGACAACAGCCUGUAUUUCUAUGCUGGAGGUGGUCGAGUACCUGUUGUGCUGAGGCGGCCGGCUGGACUCAGCGGCAAUGCGCUCAAAGAUGUUGACGGAGAAAUUCAUGAUUGA